Suillus plorans is the source of this 1525-nucleotide messenger RNA. RefSeq lists its product as uncharacterized. The transcript is spliced from 3 exons. The record is from RefSeq and is a predicted model, not a curated record. Lineage: Eukaryota; Fungi; Basidiomycota; Agaricomycetes; Boletales; Suillaceae. The coding region runs from base 1 to 1323 and encodes 440 amino acids.
AUGCAUCAAGGUUUACUUAUUCCCGAAGUCCUCCUGGAGAUAUUCGCUUAUGUGAAUAUAAUACCAUCUACUGAAACAACAUCGACCCAGAAAUUGCUUGCAGCGCUUGCAAGGACAUGCAAAAUCUUCCACGAGCCUGCGAUGGAUUUGCUAUGGACUGAAAUCCAUGGAUUAGAACCACUGCUAGGCUGUGUAGCGAGGCUACAUCCACUGAUAUAUCAUAUUGGCACAAGGUGGGGCGACUCGUACAAGCCCCGGUGGGCGAAAGGUGUCGAGCCAUUAUCUGCCCAUGAGACCCAUCAAUUUCUGCGUCACUCCUCUCGCAUACGCACGUUGAACAUAAGAUCUGAACAUCCGUACCUUCUCUCUGUCAUCCCCGCCGAGGCAUACGUAUUUCCGAGGCUGAAGUCAUUAAGUUUUUCCGCCAUAUAUUUGAACCACUUCCUGCCUCGCACGAUGCACCGAUGUCAUCUAUUGAGCGUCGACAAGGGUCUGCAAUAUUUUGUGACACGUUGCAUUGCUCUGGAGCAUUUAUACAUCUACACUCCCAUAAGCGAUGAUGAUGGCAGCACAGCGGAUGAACUGUCCCUCCUAUCCGAUAGGAUUCAUUGGUGCACGCGGCUUGUAACUCUUUCUUGUCCAAUGCUCGACUGGGCAGCAUGGAAGCACCUCUCCUGUCUCCCUACCCUUCUCAAAUUGGAAAUUGAUCCAGGAUGUAUUGACUCUCCUUCGCUGCCAAAACAAGAUCUCGUGAAUUUAUCAUUCCUUAACAUCACAAGCCUUUCCUUCCGAGAGCUCUGCGAUGCUGGAGACAUCAUCACAGUCAUGCAACAUUCGCGAUUUCCCUCGUUGAAAGAGUUCGACUUUGAAGCCCACUUUCUGUCUUUAGAAAAGGCCGAGCAACUCUCUCAUGCUCUGCCCCACUACAAUGACGUGCUCUUGCAAGCUAUGUCUAGUUGGCCGCACAUCCGCACUCUGGACAUCAGCCACUUACUAGACGACCAUCUUUCUUCUUCCGAAGUCUCCCUCCGUGGAUUAUUCACAGCGCUCAGUCUGUGUCCACAAUUGCAUAGACUACGACUUCCAAUCAAUAUUGCAACUAUCGACGUUGAUCCUGAUGCCGAGCCAAUACAACAUACCUCCCUACGAUCAUUGGAAUUGGAGACAUCGGAGUCUGAAAUAGCAGAUGCAGAAACUCUCGCUCGCAUCAUUUCCGCCUGGCUCCCUUGUGUCGACCAAGUUCUAAGCACAGAUAGGAGGUGGGAUAAAUUCAACAAGCAUCUCAAAUCUUUGAGAGCGGCUACUGCGCCGUAUGCCUGCUAGAAUAAUUGAGUUUGUAAUACCUUCACGUCCGGGAAUGUUGUUGCAUAGCUUCGAGUUCUUUCGUUCUUUCGUUAUCGUUGUCGCUGUUAACUUUAGUUAUAAACUGGUGUACUAGCACUUCUGCAUAAUCGCCAAGGACCCACUGGUUCAUUGUCAUUAGUACGAUUUCCAACAUCAUUACAAUGUUCCGGCUUGGAGUGGG